AUGUUGGGCCGGACCCUCCGAAAAGUUUCUGUGGCACUGAAACAAGGCCAAGUCACACCAACUGAGCUCUGUCAAAGAUGUCUCUUCCUUAUCAAGACAACUAAGUUUCUAAAUGCGUACAUUACUGUAUCAGAAGAAGUGGCCUUAAAGCAAGCUGAAGAAUCAGAGAAAAGAUAUAAGGAAGGUCACUCACUGGGGGAUUUAGAUGGAAUUCCUAUGGCAGUAAAAGAUAACUUUAGUACAUCCGGCAUUGAGACAACCUGUGCAUCGAACAUGCUGAAAGGUUAUAUACCACCUUAUAAUGCCAUGGUAGUUCAGAAGUUGUUGGAUCAGGGAGCUCUACUAAUGGGAAAAACAAACUUAGAUGAGUUUGCUAUGGGAUCUGGAAGCACAGAUGGCAUAUUUGGACCAGUUAAAAACCCGUGGAGUUAUUCAAAACAAUAUAGAGAAAAGAGGAAGCAGAACUCUCACAGUGAGAAUGAGGAUUCAAAUUGGCUUAUAACCGGAGGAAGCUCAGGAGGAAGUGUGGCGGCCGUGUUAGCAUUCACGGGCUUUGCGGCUUUAGGAUCAGAUACAGGAGGAUCAACCAGAAAUCCAGCUGCCCACUGCGGGGUUGUUGGUUUAAAACCAAGCUAUGGCCUAGUUUCUCGUCAUGGUCUCAUUCCCCUGGUGAAUUCAAUGGAUGUGCCAGGAAUAUUAACCAGAUGUGUGGAUGAUGCAGCCACUGUGUUGGGUAUACUAGCUGGGCAUGAUCCCGAAGAUUCUACCACAAUUCAAGAUCCUGUUAAACCAUUUAUACUUCCCAGUUUGACAGAUGUGAGCAAACUAUGUAUAGGAAUUCCAAAGGAAUAUCUUACACCAGAAUUGUCAAGUGAAGUACAAUCUCUUUGGUCCAAAGCUGCUAAUCUCUUUGAGUCUGAGGGGGCCAAAGUAAUUGAAAUCUCCCUGCCCCAUACCAGUUACUCAAUUGUAUUGUGUACAUCAGAAGCGGCAUCAAAUAUGGCAAGAUUUGAUGGGCUAGAAUAUGGUUACAGAUGUGACAAUGAUGUGUCUACUGAAGCCAUGUAUGCUGCAACCAGGCGAGAAGGGUUCAAUGAUGUGGUGAGAGGGAGAAUCCUCUCAGGAAACUUUUUCUUAUUAAAAGAACAUUAUGAGAAUUAUUUUGUCAAAGCACAGAAAGUGAGACGGCUCAUUGCUAAUGAUUUUGUAAAUGUUUUUAACUCUGGAGUGGAUGUGCUGCUAACUCCCACGACCUUGAGUGAGGCAGUGCCGUACACAGAAUUCAUCAAGGAAGACAACAGGACCCGCAGCGCCCAAGACAUCUUUACACAGGCUGUAAAUACGGCAGGAUUGCCAGCUGUGAGUGUCCCUAUGGCCCUCUCAAGCCAAGGGUUGCCAAUAGGACUACAGUUUAUUGGACGUGCAUUUUGUGACCAGCAGCUUCUUACAGUUGCCAAAUGGUUUGAAAAACAAGUCCAGUUUCCUGUUAUUCAACUUCAAGAACUAAUGGAUGAUUGCUCAUCAGUCUUUGAAAAUGAAAAGUUAGCUUCUGUUUCUCUAAAAUAG
Messenger RNA from Budorcas taxicolor (takin), 1566 nucleotides. Its product is annotated as glutamyl-tRNA(Gln) amidotransferase subunit A, mitochondrial-like. The transcript has a single exon. Gene Ontology annotation, biological process: glutaminyl-tRNAGln biosynthesis via transamidation; mitochondrial translation. The record is from RefSeq and is a predicted model, not a curated record. NCBI's taxonomy places the organism in Eukaryota, Metazoa, Chordata, Mammalia, Artiodactyla, Bovidae. The coding region runs from base 1 to 1566 and encodes 521 amino acids. Gene Ontology annotation, cellular component: mitochondrion; glutamyl-tRNA(Gln) amidotransferase complex. Gene Ontology annotation, molecular function: glutaminyl-tRNA synthase (glutamine-hydrolyzing) activity.